ACGGUCCCUGAAGGCAGCCUCAGAGGAGGAAGGAUCCCUGGCAACGCUGUCACAAAGCUAACGUUGUCGUGAAUCCAUCAGCUCUGCCAAAAUGCGUUUUCAUACGAAGUUCGUCUUUCUCCGUGAAACCUCCACCUCGUAGCUCUCUCAGAAGUCCGCUAACCUUUCGAACAUGGACGUCUUUCACGAGCCCAGCUAGCCUGAUCGCCAUAAUCGGUUAAUCAGAUCGAGUUGUUGUUAGCCUGAGCUGGCUCCGGGAAGAAUAUGGCGAUUGUGUCUGGAUCCUGUGCCAGAGUCAACGGGUCCAGAAACGGGCCGUCUGUGUCUGCGAACCCCUCCGGGUCUGUGGGACAAUCUCAGCCCAUGAUCGCGGUCUGGGAAUGGCAGGACGAUCUGGGGUUUUGGAGGCCUUACAGCGGCCAGGUGAGCGCCCACAUCGAGAGGUGUCUGGCUCCGCGGGGCCACCGAGGAGGGGGACCCGGCUCGACCAGCAUCUGCCUGGGACAAUCAGACCCCAGCCUGUCGCCUUAUCUCAUCGACAUACCGAGUCUGAAACAGUUCCGACAGGACACAGGUGAGUCUCAGGUGGACCACAACACUCAGGGUGGUCCGACCGCAGAGUUAAAGGGCCGGACCGACCUUAGCUGGUUAGCUUAGCUGAGGACCAGGGUGCAGAGAGUCCCACUAAAGUCCACCAGAUCAGAACCACAUUAACGGGUUCUAAGACCACAUAAUAUGAUCAAUAUAAGCAGAUAUAUGUUGGAGAAAUCCCGGAUCAGACCCUGUGACUGAGGUCUGUGGACUCUCCGGCAGAUUCCCCCGGAAAACAGACCUGACUCUGGAGUGGAAGUUCCCACACGGACUCAGAAGAACCUCCAAGAACAGAACAGAACCCAAACACUCAUCCAAGGUGGACCCAGUACAUGACCUCAGGUCCAACAUGGAUAAGAAGUGACCGUCUGUUUUAGUCUGAUUGGACCUGAGUGCAGAUUUUCAUACAGUCGACCACGAAAUUCUUUUAGACAGACUGUAAUUUUAUUGGCUGUUUUUAACUGCUUUGAAUCUCUUACUGACUAUUUUAUUUUGCUCUCUAAAUGUUUUGACAUGAAGUGUGGUGUUCCCCAAGGUUCCAUUUUAGGCCCCACUCUUUUUAAUCUUUAUAUGGAGGUACGGCAUCUAUUUCCACAGCUAUGCUGACGACACACAACUUUAUGUCGCCGUGUCUCCUGAUGACACAGGGCCACUUGAUGUCUCUUUUAACUGCAUUUUAGACGUUAAAUCAUGGAUGUCAGAGAACUUUUUACAGCUCAGCAAGAGAUCACAUUACACCGAUUUAAAGGUCUCUGCUUUGGCUCCCUGUCUCGUUUAUAAUAGAUUUUAAGGUUGUUUUAUUGGCUUUUAAAGCUCUUAAUGGGUUUGGCCCUUCUUAUUUAUCUAAUCUUCUUUUACUUUAUGAGUCAGGUCGAGUCAUAAGGUCAUCAGGAAGUUCUCUGUUAACAUUAUUACCUAAAGUUGAAACUAAAACAUACGAUAAGACAUCUUUUUAUGACUACGGCCCCGUCUGUGGAACAGCUGACCUGAAGAGCUGAGGACCGAAACUAAUCUGAAUGACUCUAAAACCAAACUGAAAACAAACCUUUUUGGUUUUACUUUUAACUAAAUUUUAUAUCAUUAAAUGUUUCAGCAUUUAUCUCUUUCUAGUUUUAAUGACAGGAUCGUCUUUUAUUGAGCUGAUUUGGUGUUCUUAUUUUAGUGUCUUUUACUUGUUUUUAUUUCAUUUUAAUAAUAAUUUCUUAAAUUUCAUUCUAUGUUACUCUGUUUUUAGAUUUUAAACCUCCAGUGUUUCCUUAUCUUGAGUUUUAAAAUUCCUGUUUCCACUAAAUCGAGCCCUUUUUAAGUUCAUGUGUGUUAAUCCUGUUUCUGUUUGGAUGGUGGGGUGGGACUGAGCGGUUGGGUUGGGGUAGAUUUGGGUUUUCUUUGUUUCUUUUAUUCCUUUUCACUUUGUGUGACAUGGUUCUGUAAGAAAAGUGCUUUAUAAAUAAAGACUGAUUGAUUAAUUGAUUGUAGAAAUCAUGGACGUCCCAUCCUCCAGCCGGGUUACCGGUCCGGUCAUCCUUGAUGGUCUGGGUCUUCAUGAGCUCCCUACUCCACAUUAAACAAUGAGUCGAUAACAGUCGGGUUUUCACGCCCUGCUUUCCCAGCUGUAGGACUUUGGACUUGUACUCCGGGUGACAUUUUAAGAACCAGAACCUCUCCCUGUUUUCCUGUACUGAUGAAGAAUUCUGUCUUUCUCUUCCAGGUAAGACCCGCUCAGUACGCCGGUCUCUGUUUGCCCAGUCCUCAGGCCUGGGCAGUGGUGUUUACUGGGAAUGGGCCAAUGAUGAAGGGGGAUGGACUCCAUAUGAGACUCGAACCUCUAUCCUUCUGGAGCACAGCUAUCAGGCCCGCCAAGGCAUAGCGGACCUGGGCCCUCAUGGAUAUAACUACAUAGUGGAUCUGACAUCUCUGGCCCAAGUGAACAAAUCGACCGGUUACAGACGGCAGGUCAGGCGCCAGUGCAACCUCCCCUACCCUCUGGCCUCCACUGGUCCUCCAGCCAUCCCCUCAGGUCCAGCCUGCUCCUGCCAGCAGUGUCUGAGCCAUAGCAGCACAGGACCCAUGCCCAGUCGAUCCCGACACUCCUUUUCAUCGAGCAGUCUGAACCGGCCCAGCCUGCAGGGGACGGGAAGGGCUGUCGCUGCUCACCCCACCUCUGUAUACUCACCGUAUCCUAGGAGACCCCUCUCUGUCGGGGGGAUGUCCUGGGGCAGCCCCUGGCCUCCACCGCCCUCUGGUAGCCAACUGCCUCCACCGCUUCUGAGCAGCUCGACCAGCGCCAACGGGUUAAGGUUGGUGACCGUUUGUCUGUUUGAGCACUACAGCCUGCAGGUUUCCCUGUGACACACCUCUGAUGGUGCCAGGACCGGCUUUUGACGGUCGCCACGGUCGGUGUACGAGCGAUUGGAGCUCUGCACUCGAGAUAAGAGGGUUUAGGCUGUAAUGUGCAGAAAAAGGGUCAUAGUUCAGGACUAAGUUAAGUCCCUCAACUCUAGUAACUAAAAAGAAGCAGAAUCAAGAAAACACAGAAAACUUAUUUAUUAUGUUUAUUAUUAUUAUUUUACUUUAAUUGUUAUUUAUUUUCAAUUAUACUUAUUAUAAAUAUUACUAAUAUUAAGAUUAUUAUAAUUUAUUUUGUUUAUUAUUAUCAUUAUUAUUACUAUGACUUUAAUUCUUGUUUAUUUUUAAUUAUUAUUAUUAUAAAUGUUAAUAAAAUAAUCAAUAUUAUUAUUUAGUUGAUAAUGGUGAUGAUUAUAUAACUAAUCAUAAUAAUUAUUAUUAAAAAUAUCCUGAUUAUUUUCUGCUGCUGAUGGUGAUUAUUAUUUUAUUAUUAUGAAGAUGAUUAUGAUCAAAACAAUAAUAAUAAUAACAAUAAUUAUAACUAUUCUUUAUUCGUUAUAAAGUGUGUCAUAAAUCACGUCUGUUCUCGUAGUUCUGGAUGGGUUUAUUGGCGGAUGUCUAAAGUCGGUAAAUGUUGGCGGUUAUCUCGUUUUCCCGCCCCUCUUUGGUAUCAGAACUCCUCUGGGUAAAUUCUGGUUCUGUCCUGUUGUCCUGCCGGUUCUGACUGAGUGUCCCCGUCCUUGUUUCCUGUCCCGCAGUGUUCCUUCCAUCUCUGUGCAGCUGAAUGGAUCCACCAGCGUGAGCUCCGCCCUGGCAGGUAAACGGGUCACUGACCAUCCAUCCUGUCUGACCUCCGCUCAGACUUUUCAGAGGCGUGCACUUCUUCUCCUUGAUGUCUGUGUUUUUGUUCAUGUGCCUCUUCUUCUGCAUUCGUCUGGUGAGUGAGUGUCAGUCUGGUUAGGAACGGCGUGCCGCUGAAAACUGAAGGAUGUGGGUUUGAAAAGAAACGUCCCUCCACGUUAAAGUCAGGGUCAAAGGUUCCUGAAAACAGGCUCAGUUUCCUGCUGCUGUAACUCAGAGUUUCCUCCCUGAUGAUGAACUUUAGAUGAACUAUAAUGUCCAGUUAUUUUUAAUAAAUAUCACUGCAGAGCUGUGAUGAUGUCACGGUCAUGUGGUUGUCUGAAGGACCUGAAAGGUCACUCGCUGAUAUCCCAUAAUGCUCCUGCUCUGACAGUAAAGACACUCACCGCUUUAGUCCUCGUCACAAAGAUAAUCUCAACAGAACCGUUUGUUCUCGGGAUUAUUCUGAGGAAAGUUCUGACCUGUUUGAGAUCUCAGGGGUUUGGAGUGUGGAGGAAACUCUUCUGGAGUCUCCUCACAGUCGAACACGUCCUGACACAGGAGGUCAGUUUAACCAAACGGACGUUAAUAAUGAAAAAGCUGUUCACCUUCAUGAUGUUUAAAGAGAUAAUCUGAUUUUACACAAACGCAGGAGUCGGAGUCAGGAGAGACAUUUGAAGAGCUAACACAGUCGUCUCAGUCUGCAUACUCGGGAUGUUUGUCCACCUCAGCAGGUCUCUGUUAUGUUAGCACAGGAUGAUGGAGCUGUUAGCAAAGAUCAGGGCGGGGCCAAAGUCUGGGAGGUCAGGAGGUACUGCUGAGUUUCUGCUGGUCAUAAACCCUCAGAGUGUUUGGGACUCUGGUCUGAAGUAUCUGCUAACAGUUACCCCUGAUCUCCACCUUCAUCCUGAUCGUCUCCUAAAAGGUCGUAUCCUCCGAUCGUAGCUGAUCGUAACCAUUCAAGGUAACGUGUCAAUUUACACCGACUUCUUUCCGUUCCUCUGCGGAUCGCCGGACUCCUCAGCUGAUCACAAGGGUUACAAUUUUUCUGGACGCCGGAGCAUGGCGGAUAAAUUCAGCACAGAUUAACCCGUGCUGGAAAGGGUGAAUCUGCAGGUUCUUGUGAGUUCUCAUGAUUCCUGCUGCCCAAAACCCGACACGACAUUGGACGUCAUUUCACCCCGAUGACACCAUGGAUGAGGAGAUGCUGAUUCUAGAAGUCUAGAAGUAGAUUUCCUCCUCUGGAAGGACACAAUCUACUGCUAAUAUGUCUAUGUGUCUGUCUUUAGAGAGACAACUCGUUAUCACACGAUUGAACGUGAAUCUGUGGGUUCUUGUUAAUUCUCAUGAGUCCUGCUGUCCAAAACCCGACACGACAUUGGCCUCACAAACAGAUCCUGUAGGAAUUGGCGGACGGCGAAAAUUGCCACGUUCCGGAUCAGUGCCGUUCCGGAUGCGGUGUCAGAAUGAAGGUGAUGAUAUCUAGGCGUUAAUUAUAAUAUUUAUGGAGGCAGUGUGUGUUAGUGAAGCAGAGGCACCGAGUGAGCAAAGACAGAACCCCUCAUGCCCUGAUCCGGGUCUCCUGUGUAAUGGAAGCCCAGGUCAGAGAUGGUCACAGUAGGUCCCUGAGACAGUCAGAUCAGAAGGUCAGGACCGCUGCCCCCCAUAAACCCACCUACAUCAGGUCAGCAGUGAUCGAACCCUUUGCUCCCCUGUGUGUGAUGGACUCUCCCGUCUGAGUCCCGGUUCUUCUGGCUCUGUGUUGACACCUUCACCUGUGGGUGGAGCUUGUCCAGGUAUAGCCACACCCCCGUCCCACUCUGGUCCCGUGUCCCGGGUCGGGUUUCUCUCUGUGGAUGGUUGAGGGACUCGGUGGAGACAUCAUCUCUCAUACCUUUGAUUUGUUCCUUUCUGCUCCUGCAUCUCUCCACUCGCUCUCAACCCUCACCCCGCCCCACCCUGCCCCGCCCCGCCUCAUCCCAACCCCACCCCCCCCCCCGCUCCAGGCAUGGCCUCCAUUUUGAUGUCAGCAGUGGGACUCGGCGUGCACUUCACAUCCGCCCCCCUCCCUCAGCAGCAGCAGCAGCAGCAGCAACAACAGCAGCAGCAGCAGCAUCCACCUGCUCCACCUUUCUCUCUUCCUCCUCCUCUCCUCCCCCCAGCCAGCAGACCCUGCAAGCCCCCCAGCAGCAGCAGCAGCAGCAGCAGUUCAGUUAGGAGAGCAAAGAGGCAGCACAGGAGAGGUAGCUACCACGUCCCAGCCCUCCAUCUGCUUCUUCUCCUCCUCCAUCACUUUCUUUUGCUCCAUCUCCACAGGCUUGAGGACCAUCCUCCAUCAGCUCACUGUCCUCAUGAGUCCAUGCUGUGUGUCCACGUCCUCAUACGUCUGCUCACAAGUCCUCGCUCUGGUCUUGUCUGACUCUCUGGUUUUAUUUCAGCAGCUAACCCUCCAUGAAAUCAUCCAGUCCUCCUCCAACACUCAGUUUUUUAUUUUCCUGACGGUGUUCGAAUAAAAACUGUAAACAGAGAGUCUGACAAACGUGGAGCCUUAAGCUCCGUAAACGCAGCUUUAGUAUUUAUCACUAAACUUAUAAACUCAGAGUCAGAUCACGUCUUCUUACAGAUGGUGGAAACUAAAGCCCAGAUCCAUCAGAACAGGGUUCACAGCUGCUCGGAUGAGUCUGAAACUGAGUCUCCCUGACACCAAACUGGGACCACUGCCUGAGGAGGGUUUGAUGGUUUGGAGAUGGUUCAGGUCCGGUUGGGACAGGGACCUGUUGACCUUUGUGUAAACAGGUCCCUGUUGUCUCAGUCUGCUGCUCAGGGUCCCUGGUCUUCAGUUUUUUCAUGAUACUCCGAAUGUUUUCAGUUGGGGAGGAGUCAGGACUGCAGGCGGGCCAGUUCAGAACCAGGACUCUUCUACUACAGAGCCGUGCUGUCAAUGUUCCUCAAUGGUCCCUCUCAAGAUCCGAAAGCUACACCUUCAUCUCCAAACCAUCAACUGCUCAAUGUCCUCCUCUUAAGGCUCCUCAGAGUUUGAUUGGCUGUCACCUCACCUGCACUUCCAACAUUAAUGGAUCUGUGUUUACAGACACAGAACAGGCUGUACAAGUACAGGGUUAAUUAAAGUUCAUUAAGUUAACUGGAAAUAGUUAAGUUAAUUAAAGUUAAUUGGAGUGAAUCAAGGUAAUUGGAGUUUGUUGAAUUAUUAGAGUUGAAUGGAGUUGGUUGACUUAAUUGGAGUUGGUAAGUUAAUAAGGGCUAGUUGUAGUCAUUUAAGUUAAUUAGAGUUUGUUGUAUCAAUUGGUGUUUAUUUGAGUUAAUUGAGUUAAUUGAAGUUAGUUGAGUUAAUAAAAGUUAAUUGGAAUUAGUCUUGUUAAUUGGAGUUAUUUGAGUUAUUUGAGUAAGUUUAAGUCAAUUGAAGUUAUUCUAGUUAAUUGUAGUUUGUUGAGUUAAUGUGAUGCUAUUGGAGUUAGUUUGAGUUAAGUGGGGUUAGUAAGAGUUAAUUGGUGUUAAUUGAAGUUAAUGAUCAGACGGUUUAAGACCCGGUCAGGUGAAAUAGUAGCUGCUCUUUGUUUUAAUCACUCAGAUCUUUGUCGCUCUCAGGUUGUCAGUCACUCCCGCUGUUUAGAUUAAUAGGCGAUGAAUGAGGCGUAUGGGACUCAUCAGUUCAUGAGUCUGAGCUCGCCGACCCUCAGGUUUGAUAACGCCAUUUUCUCAGAGUGUCAGGAAAUGAAGGAUAUCUGGUUCAUGUUGGAACCUUGUUCCCUAAACGGGCUGGACACUCACAGAAACAUCUUCAUCCCUGCUCUUCAUCACGUCCACGCUCCUCCGUCCUUCACUCCUCCUCCUCCUCUGUCCGUCUGUCUGUCUCUGCACUCACCGUGUUCGCUCCUCCGUUGGUUUGAUGAACUCUUCUUAGUUUGGACUCCUUUAGUUCUAUAAAGCCCGGCUCAUCUCUGUGUUUUCUCCUCUCUCCCUCUUUCAGCCUCCGCUCAGAGACCUGAGGAAGUGAUUCAGCGCUACAUGGAGGUCGUGACCGGAGUACCAGAUGAGGUAAAUGUCUCGGUCUGUUUUUCCUCCUAGACCUGCUGAGAAAGACCUGAUUCUGGUCUCUGACUCAGACUUUUACGGGUCAGUGGUUAACUGUCAGCAGAAACAGAGAAAUGUGAUUUUUCACUCGGAUGAGUCCGGCUGUAAAACCGAGUCAGUCUGAGUCUCAUCAGAGAUUCACCGUGUCUCUUUCAGGACUGCAUCAUCUGCAUGGAUCAGCUGUCCAACCCGUCCGGCUACGAGACGGCGUCCACAGAGGAGGGCGGCCAAAGCAUCCUGCCAGACACUGUGGGGAAAUUCAUCAAGUGUGGACACACCCUGCACAUGCUCUGUAUGCUGGCCAUGUACAACAACGGGACCAAGGUUCGGAGACGCCGCCGCCGCCGCCACGCGCUGCAUGCUAACUACUCACACAAUCAGUGGACUAAGUCACUUUGGGAUGUAAAGCUCUUGUGUGUAUCGAUUGACCUGAAAAAGUCCGCCAUGACAUUCAGCGUGAGGCGAGCGGAGGGAGAGACUCUUAAAGGGACAGAGUCCGAUUUAAAAUCCUUUUAGUGGAGAACAGGACUUAAGUGUCUUUAUUGGUCCAGUUAGUUUCAGCUGUGCACACUGCCGCUACUGAAAUCUCACAUGAUCAUUAAUAUUAAUGCUCCACUAAUGACUACUGUGUGUCCUUAAACCUCAGGACGGCAGCCUUCAGUGUCCCUCAUGUAAGACAAUCUACGGGGAGAAGACCGGCACGCAGCCCAAAGGAAAGAUGGAGAUCUACAGCAUCGCCCAGUCGCUGCCGGGACACCCCGACUGUGGAACCAUCCAGAUCAUCUACAGCAUACCUCCUGGUAUACAGGUGUGUCCUCAUGGAGAUCUGUACGUGUGUCCUCGUCUCUCCUGCAGUCCUACAGAGUCUGUGCAGAGACUAAAAGUCCCCAUGGACCUGGAACAUGUUUACACUGAGUCCAGGUCUGAGAUCCUGUUCCUGCAUGAUUCAGUUUCAGGGUCUAAUGUUGAGACGUCUCUGACUUACAGAUCAGGAGCCGGAGGAUAAACAGGAGAAAACUGAGAGAUGUUUUCUUACCCUGAUUCCACCUCAACUCCACCUGACAAGAGUUUAAAAAGUCGGGAUUAAAAAGUUUAAGUUAAAAAGUCAGAGUUAAAAAAGUCGGGAUUAAAGCCAGCGUAAAAAUGUCAGCUUUGGUUCCUGACUCUGGGAGAACUUCACUUUUCCGUCUGUGUCCUUUAGUGAGCAGAAGCUUCAUGUCUGAUGAGUUUACAUCAGAGGAUCAGACCAGUAUUGAGCUGUUGGACCUCUUUUAGUCCAGACCUUCAGCAGAACCUCCAGAACCAAACUUUUGAACCUCUCCACUCACCUGAAACUUCUCCUCUUCCUCCUCCAGGGCCCCGAACACCCUAACCCGGGGCAGCCCUUCACCUGCAGAGGGUUUCCUCGCUUCUGUUUCCUCCCAGACAACGACAAAGGCCGAAAGGUAAAGAAUACACCAGACUUUCCUAAUACUGAACCCAGAACCGCCAGUCCUCCAAGAACCAUGUCCAGAGUUUCACCACCAUGCAGCUGGUUGAAGUCCAGGAUUUCCAAAGUAGACACUAAAGUGACUUUAGACCCCUGUCUUAGUCCAGGUCUGAGUCUCCUGGUGUCUCUGGUCCAGGUACAGAGUGACAGUCCAACCCUCGACACCGGCGUCUGCGUGAGGCUCCACGGUCCUGACCGUGUCUCCCUGUGAUUAGAUGAAGAACACUCUGGGCUCGUUAUAAAGUGGUGUGGUUUCCACGGUAACUCAGCGGUUCGUUUCCUGCUCAGUGACAUCUGCAGCUGCGCUCUUUAGCGUCUAUAAAUAACCUCCAUGUUCUCCCGUUAAUGGAAAUUAAGACCAAAUUACCCCGCUGGAGGUUUUCUGAGUCCCACCCUCAGAGUCCGCUGGGUUUCGCUCUCUGCAGAACACGCCGGAAACAUCAGCGAGUCCCUCCGUACACGCCGUAAACAGUCAGUCAUCGGUGGAGCGUUUUUAGGAGAUGGUCUAGAGGAGCAGGAACAGAGACCUCUCUGACUGUGUCCUCCAUCACUCUGUGCGUUUACAUCCACAGUUUAAUCAGACUAAGCUCAUAGGACUUUUCAGCGGCGCUGUUUCCGACCCCAUCCAACUGUCAACAACAACAGCAGGUCGGUUUCAGACGUCAGAAGUGUCUACAACUGCUGCUGGGCAUUUUGGAGAAACAAGAAGAUGGAGCAUCGUACAGUUUUGUUUUUGUCCGACAUGAUGGACGCGCUACUUUUUCUAAAGAGGAGACCAACGCUACUCCUCUACUCUGGGGUUUUGUUAUGGGGUUACGGGGGCGUGGCUCAUUGUCCGAUCAUACUCCAACUACGCUGGUUACAUGGUAGAGAAAAUCGAAUUCCAAUCUCAUUAUCUGGAUGUCUUAAUCGGAGUUCUCAAACUCUGAUUAUAGUCGGACUAAGGUGUUUACAUGACCUUCAGAUGUCCGGUCUUAAUCGGAAUAAGGCGAUAAUUCGGUUUUCUCGAGUGUCAUGGAAACGGACUGAGUGACUCACAGGAUCAGUUCAGGUCUGAGCGGUUUUAGUGCGAGAGGAAAGAACUUUGACUUUUACAACUUCUUCAUUCGUGUCCAUGAUUCAAAAGUUUCGGGCAAAAGAGAAAAAAGUUCAUAAAAUCUAAAAAAUUUGGUCUGAACCUGCUGAGGUCCGAGCAGAAUUUGUGGGACAGAACCGGUUGGAGGUCUUGGACUUUUCCGAGUUCCUCUGAAGGUCAGACUCGGUGAACAAACAUGAAACCUGCUCUGAAAAAACUCCAACAUAUUUCGUUAAGGUGGUUUCUGAGUCUCUGGUUUACGUCUGACCCGUCUCUCUUCUCUGAUCAGGUUCUGGAGCUGCUGAAGGUGGCGUGGAUGCGGCGUCUCAUCUUCACCGUGGGAACGUCCAGCACCACCGGCGAGCCCGACACGGUGGUGUGGAACGGCAUCCACCACAAAACGGAGAUGAUGUCCAACCUGUCGGGCCAUGGCUACCCGGACCCGAACUACCUGGACAAUGUUCUGUCUGAGCUGGCCUCUCAGGGCGUGACCGAGGACUGCCUCAAAGCUCCCGCUAUGGGCGUCGGCGGUGCCGGCGGCGGUGGGGGCGGCAGCAGCUAGGUCCCAGCUCCUCCUCACAUGUCCUCUCACUGCUGAUUUAACCCUCUGUGCUCCACCCUCUGCAGCCAGGUGGAGCUCCUGCACCCCCCCGCCUGUUAAUGUCAGUUAAUAUCAACAACAUCUGCUCGACCCUCAUGAGUGAGCGAGAGGGGGAACCGCCGUGAGCAGAGAACAGAGGAGGACGCCGGCGUGAUCCUCCUCAUCACAUCAAACCUCCGAGCUUCAGUGCUGAGCCUCCUGGAGAUGUUCUCCUUCUGUUUCCUCCUCCUCCUCCUCCUCCUGGUCUGGUUUCCAUGAGAACGGCAGCUUCCAUCGGGAUCAAAAUCUCAUUCAGCACUUUAGUUGUGACGGUGCGUUUAGCUGACAUACGUGUGAUUUUUGUUUUUUUUUUAACUCUGUUUGAAAAUUGGGAAGUUAUGCAAUUAAAGAGGGCGGGUUAGUGUUGAGCAGAGACACGGACACUCCUGUAGCAAAGUGAGUAUAAAUAUUUAUGAGCUGGAGAUACUCAACCGUGUAAAUAAACUCCUAACAAUACUGUAAAAAGGUAAACACAGAGAGGACACUCAGUUAACCCCGACCUCUCAGAGUCUGGAUUUACUGGACUCCCUGAACUCCUCGGAGGUCUGAUGCACUCGAGUUUAGGUUUUCAUGGUCGAGACACUGCAGGAACUUCCCUCAGGCGCUCUUUCUGUCAUUUAAUGCGUUAGUUUGUGUCGUCAUGUAUGUGAGGAGGGACGAGGCGAGGGUUUAAGUCGAGGCAGCCUCCAGAUGGGGAGGACCGCUGAGAAGAAGUCAUGAAGCUGAUUUUACAGGGUGACAAUCAAGGUCUGGACCGAGACAGGUGAAGCAGCGAGGAGCACGACCAGGUUCCUGUCGGCUACAAGCUCACUUCCUGUAUCCACACACAUUAAUCUGCUCACAGAGCUGCAGUACCGAGUCUGACAUGUAUACGAGCAAAAGUUUAAAAAGUCUGCAAUAAAGAAACACGGUAAAUCCGAC
Messenger RNA from Xyrichtys novacula (pearly razorfish), 11994 nucleotides. The record is from the annotation of a GenBank genome assembly. NCBI's taxonomy places the organism in Eukaryota, Metazoa, Chordata, Actinopteri, Labriformes, Labridae.